Molecule: messenger RNA, 1659 nt
Organism: Penicillium riverlandense
Lineage: Eukaryota; Fungi; Ascomycota; Eurotiomycetes; Eurotiales; Aspergillaceae
Product: putative MFS sugar transporter
Exons: 2
Coding region: 1-1659 (552 amino acids)
Biological process (GO): carbohydrate transport; transmembrane transport
Cellular component (GO): membrane
Molecular function (GO): carbohydrate:proton symporter activity
Source: RefSeq, a predicted model, not a curated record
AUGGCGCCUUACUUCGGCCUUCGCGGGACCGCGCUCAGUCGGGCAAUUAUCUGGCUGGUCGUGUGCCCGGCAUUCCUCACAUAUGGAUACAACCAGGGCGUAAUGGGCGGCCUAUUAACCCUCAAGUCGUUUGCUGUGACCUUCCCUGAGAUGAACACUCUUACCACCCACGGGGCGCAGAAACACUACAAUUCGAACAUCCAGGGAACCGUGGUCGCAUUGUACGCAGUCGGAGGAAUCUUCGGUUCUCUCGCGUGCAUUCAUCUGGGUGAUGUGCUAGGACGGCGGCGAAUCAUCUUCAUUACCUCCGGUAUUUCCAUCAUCGGCGCUGUCUUGAUGGCUAUUUCUUUCUCAAUGGCCCAGUUUAUCGUGGCACGGUUGGUUCUCGGGUAUGUCUCUUCUCACUUCCAGCCAGGACCUCUCUCUUGCGGCUCUCCUGCGUCUUUUGCGUUUUCCCUAAUCAAGAUUUCCAGAUUUGGCACUGGAGGUUACGUGGCGACAGUACCCGUAUGGCAAGCAGAGAUCUCGAAGGCGACAAAACGUGGCGCCCACGUCGUCACGGAUGGAAUUUUCAUCGGCGCGGGUAUUGCAAUCUCUCUCUGGAUCGACUUUGGCUUCUACUUUGUCAAGGGAAAUUCGGUCUCGUGGAGGUUUCCCCUGGCUUUGCAAAUCUUGUUGUCUUUGAUGGUUAUGAUCUUCAUCAUGAUCUUCCCUGAAUCUCCCCGUUGGCUGGUCAAGAAAGGCCGCGUGCCAGAGGCUCGGCAGAUCCUGGCUGCCCUGGCAGACGACGAGCCAAUGUCUUCGCAGAUAACCGACGAAAUCCGGGAUAUCGAGACUUCACUUGCCCUUUCCGGAUCCGGAUCGUUUAAGGAUUUGACCAAGAUGGGCGAACAGCGAUUGUUCCACCGUACUGUUCUCGCUGCCCUGGGUCAGACAUUCCAGCAGAUCUGCGGAAUCAAUCUGAUCACUAUCUAUGCGACCACGAUUUUCCAACAAUAUCUCGGUCUAGAUGCGUUGCAAUCGCGUAUUUUGGCAGCCUCAAUGGUUCUGACACAGCCACUAGGCGGUUUCCUGGCCUUCUUUACUAUUGAUCGAUUAGGACGGCGGCCGCUGAUGCUGUGGAGUGCCGGUGGCAUGGCCGCCUCGAUGGCAAUCCUCGCGGGUACUACAUCAGUCCCCUCCAAUACCGGCGCCGUGAUCGUUGCUGUUGUCUUCUUGUUUGUCUUCGAAUUUAUUUUCACAGUUGGAUAUUCGGGCCUGACCUUCCUAUACGCAACAGAAGUGGCACCUCUGCAGUUGAGAGCGGCCAUCAGCGCCGUCUCGACCGGUGCAGUUUGGAUAUUCAACUUCUUGUUGGCAGAAGUAACACCGGUCGGGUUUGACUCGAUUCAGUGGCGGUACUAUAUUAUCUUCGCUGUGAUUAAUGCCGCAAUUGUGCCGAUUGUCUACUUCUUCUUUCCGGAAACCAAUGGUCGUUCACUCGAGGAGAUCGAUGAAAUCUUCCUACAGUCUCGUUCUAUUUUCGACCCGCCUCGUCUGGCGCGCACCCUGCCGAAGAUGCACGUUGCGGAUAACCGCGGCGUGGAUUUUGACAUGACCAAAGGUGGGGAGAGCGAUUAUGAUGAGACAAAAGAAGCAGCGAAGGUCCAAGCAGGAUAG